AUGGCCGCUGCAAACGUUAAUCCAAAUGAUUUCUCAGCCCCUUGGAAGUUUAGCGAUGUUGUCCUCGUUGUUGAAGAUCAAAAGUUUCACGUUCAUCGAAGCACCUUGGCAUACUGGUCCCCUGUGUUUGAGAAAAUGUUCUUAUCGGAUUUCAAGGAGAAGAGUAACGAUGAAAUCCCUCUUCCAGGGAAGAAGGCAAGCGAAAUCAAACACUUGCUUCAUAUGAUGUAUCCUUCCUUGGAGGUGAAACCAUUCACAAAGAGUAACUGUUACUUUCUGUUUGAACUUGCUCAUGAAUAUCAAAUAGAGUCCAUUGCUCAAAAGUGCGAAGCGUUAAUGGUGUCUAUGGUUAAACAAAGAACAGAGGAUGACGUUCUAGCAAUGUUAAUUUAUGGGCAGAAGUACCAGCUAAAAUCACUGAUAUCGACCUGUAUCUCUGAGGCUCGGCGAUUAACAUUGAAGGAACUAAAGCAGCACAAACGGCGUGAAGAGGUUGAGCCAGACAACUAUCUACAGAUUGCUGAGGGAAUUAUUCAGCGACUCGAGAGGCAGUGUGAGGAAACAAAAAGGGAGAGUCUGAAACAUCUGAAAAACGUUAGCCAAAAUCUGUAUACCCAUGCUAGAAAUAAAGGCACAGUAAGUUAUCUUUAUAAUAGUAGCCAAGAGACGACUGAUAAUUGGUUGUAUCGUUUAAAAUCCGACACUAGUGUGUCAAACACUAAUUGCGCACCCCUAAAUUACAUAGCUUCAGAAUUAAUUGCUCUUAAGGGCAGAAUAGAUACCCUUCCUAACAUUGCUUUUUAG
This is a messenger RNA of Porites evermanni, 804 nucleotides long. The record is from the annotation of a GenBank genome assembly. Lineage: Eukaryota; Metazoa; Cnidaria; Anthozoa; Scleractinia; Poritidae.